Castor canadensis (American beaver) is the source of this 2050-nucleotide messenger RNA. Lineage: Eukaryota; Metazoa; Chordata; Mammalia; Rodentia; Castoridae. The record is from RefSeq and is a predicted model, not a curated record.
GGCAAGAUGGCGGCGCAGGCGCUGGCGCUGUUGAGGGAGGUGGCGCGGCUCGAAGCGCCGCUGGAGGAGUUGCGCGCGCUGCAGUCCGUGGUACAAGCUGUGCCGCUCAGGGAGCUUCGAGAGCAAGCGGCGGAGUUGCACCUCGGUCCUCUUUUCUCUCUGCUUAAUGAAAACCAUCGGGAACAGAUUACUUUGUGUGUAUCCAUUCUGGAGAGAUUGCUCCAAGCUGUGGAGCCAGUCCACGUGGCCAGGAACCUCAGGGUUGAUCUUCAGAGGGGACUGACUCACCCCGAUGACUCUGUAAAAAUCCUCACUCUGUCCCAGGUUGGAAGAAUUGUUGAAAAUUCAGAUGCUGUAACUGAGAUUCUAAAUAAUCCUGAACUACUAAAACAAAUUGUUUAUUGCAUUGGUGGAGAGAAUCUAUCUGUAGCUAAAGCGGCUAUCAAAUCCCUGUCAAGAAUAUCACUAACCCAAGCUGGACUGGAGGCUUUAUUUGAAAGCAAUCUGCUGGAUGAUUUGAAAACUGUAAUGAAGACAAAUGACAUUGUUCGAUACAGGGUAUAUGAGCUAAUUGUGGAGAUUUCUUCUGUGUCAUCAGAAUCUUUAAACUAUUGUACUACAAGUGGAUUGGUGACCCAGCUCUUGAGAGAGCUGACUGGUGAGGAUGUACUGGUCAGAGCGACCUGCAUAGAGAUGGUGACUUCACUGGCAUAUACUUAUCAUGGACGACAGUACCUUGCUCAAGAAGGAAUAAUUGACCAGAUUUCUAAUAUAAUUGUUGGGGCAGAUUCAGACCCUUUCUCUAGCUUCUAUUUGCCAGGAUUUGUGAAGUUUUUUGGAAACCUGGCAGUCAUGGAUAGUCCUCAGCAGAUCUGUGAGCGUUAUCCUGUCUUUGUGGAAAAAGUGUUUGAAAUGAUAGAAAGUCAGGACCCCACCAUGAUUGGUGUAGCUGUAGACACAGUUGGAAUCCUGGGGUCCAAUGUUGAAGGAAAACAGGUUUUACAGAAAACAGGAACUCGCUUUGAACGCUUGCUUAUAAGAAUAGGACAUCAAGCAAAGAAUGCUUCCAUGGAGCUAAAAAUUAGAUGUUUGGAUGCAAUUUCGUCUCUUCUGUAUUUACCACCUGAGCAGCAGACUGAUGACCUCCUGAGGAUGACCGAAUCCUGGUUUUCCUGUUUAUCUCGGGACCCACUGGAGCUCUUUCGUGGUAUCAGUAAUCAGCCCUUCCCUGAACUACACUGUGCUGCCUUAAAAGUGUUCACGGGUCCUCUCACAGCAUAGCAUUCUGCACACCACAUCCCCUGUUCAAAGGUUUCUUUACAAUCCUGUUGUCUGAGAGUCAGCUUCAGAACUGAGAGAUGUAAGGCUGGAUCAUGGUUCAAGUGGAAGGUCCUGAGUUCAAAUUCCAGUACCACCUGCCCCUACUCUACUGUGCAGAAGACUCCUGCAUCUCAUGCCAUCACAGCUAUUGUCAGAGAGGUAGUUUCUACUUGAGACUACUGAGAAACAGCAAGUGGUACACUCCAGAUCCCAACUCCAAGGCUUCAAGGCCCCAAGCUACUACUGGAUACUGGAGCUGCUGCUAGAGUGCAUUCUACAUCUCUCCAUCCCUGAGGCUCUGCCACCAUUAUAUACCAUGCUUAUUCACAAUAUUGUACCAUUUCCAAACUGAGUUGCUGCAGGUCCCUGCCCCCUGGAACUAGCUGCCUAGAAGGCACUCCACCUCCCUUGUCCCACUCGCAGCAUCCUGCCCCUGGCUACUUCGAGCCUGGGCUUAGCUGAACAGCUGUGACCCCAGCUCUUAAGUCCACAUGGUGCCCUGCCCCUCCAGGAGUAGGCCCAAUGGAGAAGGCAUGCCCCUCAGUGCCUAAACCAACCUGAUGCCUUGACCUGGGCCAAACUGAGCUUUGACCCAGAGGAACAACUACAACAUUAGUGCUUGAACUUACAUGACAUCCAGCCCCUUACCACCAGAGAAGCACAAUCUCAGCUGAUCCCACUUCCUCUGGGAUGAAUAGCCACAGCACCCCUCCUUCCUGGUUCCAAACCU